AUGUCGAUCAUCCCGAGUUUCUUCGGCCGGCGGAGCAACGUAUUCGAUCCGUUCUCACUGGACGUGUGGGAUCCCUUCUUCGAUACUUUCCGGUCGCUCUCGGAGCUCCGGCCGUCAUCGGUGGCAACGGAGACGGCGGCCUUCGCCAGCACCAACAUCGACUGGAAGGAGACCCCGGAGGCGCACGUCUUCAAGGCGGAUCUGCCGGGGGUGAAGAGGGAGGAGGUGAAGGUAGAGGUGGAGGAGGGGCGGGUGCUGCAGAUCAGCGGCGAGCGCGCCAAGGAGAAGGAGGAGAAGACCGACCGCUGGCACCGCGUGGAGCGUAGCAGCGGGAGGUUCCUGAGGCGGUUCCGCCUGCCGGAGAACGCGAAGGUGGACCAGGUGAAGGCCGCCAUGGAGAACGGCGUGCUCACCGUAACGGUGCCCAAGGAGGAGGUGAAGAAGCCGGAGGUCAAGGCGAUCGAGAUCUCUGGCUGA
Molecule: messenger RNA, 477 nt
Organism: Spirodela intermedia
Lineage: Eukaryota; Viridiplantae; Streptophyta; Magnoliopsida; Alismatales; Araceae
Source: the annotation of a GenBank genome assembly